CUCUGAGCUCGAGCGAGGUGCAUUUACACUGAGGGGGAGCACGCAGCCGCUGCGCUCGCGGAUUGAAGUUUUAACUUUAACCUCCCUCGUCUCCAUUUAUCGGCUGGUUGACCAUGUUCAGCGGAGAAGAAAGAGGAGAAGUGAAAUAAAAGAGGCGGACUGGAUGUGACUGAAUCAUUCUCUUCCUCUGAGAAUGAUUUACUAGCAGGGAGCGCGCUCCUCCGGGCUGUGCUGGAUUUAUGGUUGACCUGAGAACCUCUAGCAUUGGCGCUGUAUUUUGCUUCUGUUGAAUUCAUAACUCAAAAAGCAUGAAGAUGGAGAUGAAGAGCCACAUGUCCGUGUUAUGGAUGCUGUUGUGUUUGCUCCUGCGGCAGUCUAUGACACAAAACCCCGCACCUGAAGGAGUGCUGAACUGCUGUGAGGGUGACGUCCUUUUCCUCCUGGACUCUUCUGGCAGUGUCUCCUCUUACGAGCACUCCCGCAUGCUCGCCUUCCUGUCAGAGCUUCUCCUCCCUUUCUCUCUGGGGGAGGACCAGGUGAGGGUGGGACUCCUGCAGGUGGGCACCAAUCCACGCCUUGAGUUUGGCUUCGACGCCCAUACCACCCAGAGUGGCCUCCAGGGGGCUCUGAAGAACACCAAACCUCUGAGGGGGGACACCAACACAGUGGAGGCCCUGAAGAUGGCGAAGGAGUGGGUGCUGAGACCCGGAGCCGCAAACGGAGCCCAGGUGGGGCUGCCAAGGGUGCUGGUGUGGUUAACCGAUGGAGUGAAACCAGGGGAUGUGAUUGGACCAAUGGAAGAGCUGAAAGAGGAGGGUGUGGCCGUGUUGGUGGUCUCCACCGGGCAUGGGAACUAUCUGGUGUUGAGCGAAGUGGCGACCCCGCCUCUGGAGGAGCAUCUGUACUUUGUGGACAUUGAUGAUAUGAAUAUCAUCACAGAGGACCUGAGGAACGCCAUCAUUGAGAUCAUCCGAGCUGAGCGAAUCACCGUCCGUGACGUCUCCACCAACACCGCUACACUCCAGUGGCGGCCCGUUCUGUCUGGUUUGAACGGCUUCUACGAGAUCCGCUUCGGUCAGCUUCCCACAGGUGGAACGGGAGUCGGUGGAACAGGUGGAACUGGGACCAGUCCGAGUACCAGUGGCAGUCAGUACGAGAGAUUAACCCAGCCGGCAGACUCGAGCACAGCCACGCUAACAGGCCUGAAGCCUGACACCACCUAUACUGCCACACUGACACCGGAGUCCAAUGAACAAGCGUUCAACACGCUCUCUGUCACUUUUACAACAAAGCCAGAGGUCCUGAGCCCGGCUACAAUAUCGAUUUCUGACUCUGGUCCAAACAGCGUCCGGGUCAGUUGGGGUCCCGUUCAGCCCGACAAGGUCACAAGCUACUACAUUGAGUACUCACCCCUGCCGACGGGAAAGCUCAAUGCUGUCACGGUGGGACGGACACAAAACUCCACGCUCCUCAGAGAUCUUCAGCCUGAUACCACUUACCUGGUCACCGUUACUGCUCGGCACGCUUCAGGCAAAGAGAAAGCGAUGUCUGUCAAAGUGUGUACACAGGAAGUGACUCCCGCCCUGGCAGACCUGCAGCUCACUACAGUGGGGAGUGACUCGGUGCAGGUGGAGUGGAAGGGCAGUGCAGAUGGUCUGAGGGGCUACUGGCUCACCUGGGAGGGGCAGGAGAACUCAAUACCUGGCCAGCGUUCCUCCUUCUAUUUGCCACCUGACUCUCUGUCGACACGCCUCACACACCUUCCCCCCUCAGCGAGGGUCUGCGUGUCACCCAUUUACCGGACGGCGCGGGGAGACGGGCUGUGUUGUACAGCACAGUUUCAUUCAGAUGCAUUAGCAUACGGCUACCGAUCAUAGCACCCCUGGACUACGAGCGCACCUUACCAAACAUGGAGGGAUGAUUGGCGAGAAGAACGCUGACUUUCAUCCAUAAUUCUUUUCCCUGCCUCUCCCCUCUGUGGACAUCCUCCAGGAGGGCUGUGUGGUUUGGCUCACUGAGCACUCAUGUGGAAGCCAUAGACACUUAAUCGUGGUCUGGGACAAUAUGGCCACAUGUUGACUGCUACAAUCUGCAACACAGAGGACUAUUAACUUUCCUGUUUGUGCAUCACAUCUGGUUAACACCUGCAGUAAAUGUAUAUCGCUUCAGUUAAAGAUGCAAACGUCACAUAUUUCUGGGGUCUGUUUUGCAGUUACAGAGCAGGGCAUGCUGGGAAUGUUGAAUAUCUUAUGUGGCUUGUUUUUGGAGAAAGGCUUUCCUCCAUAUGUGGGCCUGAAGCCCAACUCUGUACAUUUUUCAACUCCUGCUAACACUCAGAGAACAUCUGAUUUACAUUUAUAAUGAAUGGUUAUGACUUGUACUUAAAAGACUUAUUUUUAGCACAUGCCUGAUGCCUGCAUGUGGACACUGGAGCGCCACAUUAGAGCGUUAACAUCCCUAAUAACAGGAUUUUUAAGGAUCACUUUGAACUUUUGUAAAAUUACAAAAAGACAUGCCCUGAAACGACAGAGAUGCUGCAUCUUUUACAGAUGGGUUUUAUUGCGAGAAGGCCUCUUUAUAAGUCUGUCAUUUAUAUUUAUUACUCUGUAAUCAUGUGAGUAUAAGAACUAAUAGCAUUCAUACUGUAUUUACAGACAUACUGUUUACAUUUUAAGACUGUUACCUUUGUCAAGCCGGUCUUUGCUGCCCUCUACUGAAAGAUCUUUACUGUUGACUGUUAUUUUCUUCCAAAGAAGAUGGAAGGUUUUAUGAUUGUUCUCCACUGUUGAAACUUAAUGUUAGCUUGCAAUAAAGUCCUUUAAUAAUU
Messenger RNA from Cheilinus undulatus (humphead wrasse), 2827 nucleotides. RefSeq names its product von Willebrand factor A domain containing 1 (gene vwa1). Gene Ontology annotation, molecular function: protein binding. Lineage: Eukaryota; Metazoa; Chordata; Actinopteri; Labriformes; Labridae. The transcript has 6 exons. Bases 309 to 1877 code for a protein of 522 amino acids. The record is from RefSeq and is a predicted model, not a curated record.